AUGGCAACAACAUCAAUGCGGGAAAACCUCUCGGUGGAUCUGGAUCAACUCCUCGCAAGACUUUCAGACACGCUGCUCUCGCCGACGGCGGAUGACACGCAUCUCCGCACCACACCUUAUGAACGCAAUCGCAUCAGUGCUGUGAGUAUCACUCCCUCUACUCCACUACUAUGCCUGUCCUUCUCUUACCUAGAAGCUAAUCUCCCCUGCCCAGNNAAUGUUGAAUACGCACGCACACUCGUCCUCCGCCUCGAACACAACACCCAAGACAUCAAGACCCAAUCCCAAAAGACCACACUUCAAGCCGAUCUAGCCACAAAACGCGACCUCGUAAAACGAUUAAACACUCGCCUGCUAGAACUAAACCAACUAGCCGCUCUCCACGAUGACGACUCGUCCUCCUCAGAAGACGAAGACGAAGCUCAACGACCCAGGGAAUUUGCACCAGCAGUCUCGACAUCAGAUACCCUCGACACAGACCCUUCCCUCACAUCACCACAACAAGCAGCCCAAGAUCUAGCCUCCACAUUACGAAACAGAACAAAUGCGACAAACAGCACUGCAGCUCCCGACUCUGCAACCACCACCGCACUCUUCAGCAAAUCAAACCCCAGCACUGCUCCUACCCCUCUCUCCACAGAACAGGUCCUCGACUCGGCAACCCGCGACCAAGACCUCCUGACCACUUCCCUCGUCACCCUCGCCCGCUCCCUCAAACAGUCGUCUCUCCAAUUCGCCUCGUCCCUCGAAUCCGAAAAGGAAGUCCUGAGUCGAGCAGAGUCCGGCUUGGACAAAAAUUCCAUGGGCAUGGAGGCUGCGGGAAACAGAAUGGGUGCAUUGAGGAGAAUGACAGAGGGCAAGGGUUGGUGGGGAAGGAUCAAACUGUAUGCUAUUAUCGCCGGCUUGUGGAUUGCGGCUUUCUUGUUGGUGUUUGUGGGGCCCAAAUUGAGGUUUUGA
Aureobasidium uvarum is the source of this 957-nucleotide messenger RNA. NCBI's taxonomy places the organism in Eukaryota, Fungi, Ascomycota, Dothideomycetes, Dothideales, Saccotheciaceae. The record is from the annotation of a GenBank genome assembly.